GACGUAUAAUCUAGUGGACGGAACGUUUCUUUCAGCAGCAGCAACUGUUAGUCCGCUACCUCGGUAGCUUGCUAGCCAAAAUAGCCGAACCCAUAAAGCUCUUUAGACGCUUUAGUGUAUAUUAGCCACUGUAUUUUAAACCCUUGUCUGUCGUCUAGUUAGUUAGUUAUCCUAUUUAAUUUCAUAUUUACGGUGUUGUUAUUAUUUUGCUAGCGGGCUGGUUAAGUUAGCAUUAGCCUAGCUAGCUAACAUCUCCGACCAUGAGUUCACUAAAUUACUCUCUUCCUGCUGAAGAAGAGACGGUCUGUUGGACGGAGAAAGAAGCUCUCAUCAAAGAGGAGGAGGAAGAGAAGGAUGUUACAAUACAAAAACAAGUAGAGGGUGAGGUUGUUACCCUGAAAGAAGAAGAUAAAGACGUUUCGGUGAAAGAAGAGGAAGACGUUACAGUGAAAGAAGAGGCGUUCAGAGUGAAAGAGGAGGAGGGUGUUACAGUAAAAGAUGAGGAGGAUUCAGUUUUUGAAGUGAAAGCGGAGGAUGGGGAGUUUACGGUCUCAUCGGAAGAAGAGGAGGAAGAAACUGGAUAUCUGGGCCCGAUUUCCCAAACGCAAUUUAAGGCAUCCAGUGGUUCUAAAGAUGAACUUAGCCAUAAGAUGGUUUUGAGAAACCGGGCCGUGAUUACCACUGGAGAGAGGCGUGACUGUCCUGGAUCCUCUGGGGAGCCUCAACAACCUCAUGAUGCUAAAAAGGCAGAGAAGAGUCUCUCCAGAUCAGAACUCCUCAAUAAACACCUGCAGAGAUCCACAGGGAAGAGAACUCACUGCUGCUCUGACUGUGGGAAGAGAUUCACCUCAUCAGGCAUUAAAAUUCAUCAGAGAACACACACAGGAGAGAAGGUUUAUAGUUGUGGUCAAUGUGGGAAGAGUUUUAGUCAAUCUGGAGAUCUGACAGUGCACCAGAGAAUACACACAGGAGAGAAACCUUAUAGUUGUGGUCAAUGCGGGAAGAGUUUUAGGCAAUCUUGCCAUUUGACUCAACAUCUGAGAAUACACACAGGAGAGAAACCUUAUAGCUGUGAUCAAUGUGGGAAGAGUUUUAGUCGAUCUGGAGAUCUGACAGUGCACCAGAGAACACACACAGGAGAGAAAUCUUAUAGCUGUGUUCAAUGUGGGAAGAGUUUUACUACAUCUGGCUCUUUGACUCUACACCAGAGAAUACACACAGGAGAGAAAUCUUAUAGCUGUGGUCAAUGUGGGAAGAGUUUUACUACAUCUGGCUCUUUGACUCUACACCAGAGAACACACACAGGAGAGAAACCUUAUAGCUGUGGUCAAUGUGGGAAGUGUUUUACUACAUCUAACCAUCUGACUCAACACCAGAGAACCCACACAGGAGAGAAACCAUGUAGCUGUGAUCAAUGUGGGAAGAGUUUUAUUCAAUCUGGCUAUCUGACUGUACACCAGAGAACACACACAGGAGAGAAACCUUACAGCUGUGAUCAAUGUGGGAAGUGUUUUUCUACAUCUAACCAUCUGACUCGACACCAGAGAACACACACAGGAGAGAGAACUUAUACCUGUGGUCAAUGUGGGAAGAGUUUUAUUCAAUCUGGCCAUCUGACUGUACACCAGAGAAUACACACGGGAGAGAAACCUCAUAGCUGUGAUCAAUGUGGGAAGAGAUACACUGAUAAAAGAUAUCUGAUCAAACAUCAGAAAAUACAUGGAGUUGUUUCAUGAUAUCAAUGAAUUAAUGUCACAAUGUAGAUGUUCUCUCAAUGUUCUCUUUUAACAUUUUAGUAGGAGUAUUUUAAUGAUGUCACAAUGUAGAAUGUUUAAACAUUGUAGUAGGAGUAUUUUAAUGUCUCAAUGUAGAACCCUAAAUGUUUGUCCCCUGUUCUAUUGAUUUCAACAUGAUAUGGAUAUUAGCCUCAGGGGGAAAAUCCAGGCUCUGAAUUGGAAGAGUAGUAUUUAUGUGAUUUAACAAAAAGGGACUAACACAAAAAGAGCUGUGUUACACUUACCAUGUUGGUGACCCACUUGAAUCAAAAUGCAACACUUCAAAAUGUAGCUAGCUGUUUUCUACAAGUUGUUCUCUAACCAGGGAUGUACACAUUACUCCCAGAUUCUGUGUGAUUUUUGAGCUGUUAGUUUUAACAGGACGUGCAACCUCAUCUCCCUCUUCUUGGCACAAUUGAUUUUAACAUGAUAUCGUUGAGUGAUGAUAGAAUGUAGCUGACUGUCUUCUGCAGGUUGUCCUCUAACCAGUGAGCUAAAAGAUAUCUCCCAUUUCCAUGUUUUUUAGUUGUGUUAGUUUCAACAGCACGACCAACCUAAUUUCCCCCUUAAUCGAUAUCAGUGAUUUAUUGCUAUUUGUCAAAACAACAGCGUUUUUGGUGCUUGUGCAGUUUAUAAGGAGCUUGUUUUAAAAAAUACAAUUAUCGUGGCAGAUGUUUGUGUAUAUACCACAUGUUAGGUUUUCAAUUUAUCCCAAACUGUUUCUGCAUAUUGGUUAUUGAUUUGGAUACUUUCUAAUUGUGUUUUGACAUUGGGCUAUCCCACUUAGCAAAAUGUAAUUGAAAAGCCGACUAUGCAGUCAAAUAUUUCAUAUUUACAUUUCAUGUAACAUUUAGUAAUUAUAUGAUAUUUAUUCAUGCAACCAACUGACAACUUUUGGGUACAAUUAUAUUGACAUUGCUGCCCUGUUUUUAGAAUAUCAGGGUUAAUUCUCUCAUGUACCAACCCAAAUGUACUAGAGCAUGACAUUGGGGACUGGGCCCCGAUCCAACAACAUGCCUAUCUAGUGAACCCUGAAAACUGAGAGAAGCUCUGCAGUGAGGUGUAAAGUUACUAGGGAUAUUGCAGGAGUUUCCUUUUGAAAUUAGACAUGUCCGUGGUGAGAACAACCUGGUUGCUGAUUGUCUCAAGGGGGGCAGGCAAAAUGUUUUGUGUUUUACAUUUAGCCAGUGCAUUGCCAUGGAUCACAGUUUAUUUUUACUGCACCUUUUUCCGUAUUGGAGAUGAGUUUUGUUUGGGCUCGUUCCAAGGGGACGAGAGUUCUCGAAGCUAGUGAGUUUUAGGAAGACGAGAGUUCUAGAAGUGAGUGAGUUUUAGGAAGACAAGAGUUCUAGAAGCUAUAGAAAGAAAAAUCUUUGUGGGAAUAAUAAAAAAUAAAUCUUGUUUUUAAUUGUUGUUUGCCAGUAGACAGACACCAUGUUUAUAUUGGUGACGGUGAAGCAUUGUAGUUGAUUAUAUUUUGAAAUGGAAGUUGUUUUCUGUUGUUGGUGAGCAAACUCUUAAGGUGUUAGUUAGUCUUUGGUUUUUCCAUUUAUGUUUUGAGGUUGGUCUUCAGCACGUAUAGCUCGUCAGCACGUAGGACGCACUGAUUGGUGUCACCUCGUUAGUCAGUAUGUGUUACACCUGUGCUGGCUUGUCCAUCUCGGUAGUGGGAAGGUAUUUCACCUGAGCUGGUCCAGGUUCUAUUUAAGAGUGUCUGGCCCAGUGAUCCAGUUGUCUUGAUAGAUGUGGAGAGUCAACACCUUUAGUUGCUCCACCUUUUUGGUUUGCUUCCUGUCUUUAAGUUUGGUGUGGGUUUUUCUUUUGUUUGCCUCUUCUUGGGCAGAUUUAGUGGGUCUCAUGGUGGGUGUCUUUUAGGUCCCAGUUGUUGUUACUAGUCAACGUUCAGUGGACACCCCCAUAAUGUCUUUGAGAACCCCUCCUAAAAAACAAGCUUAUAUUUUAGGUUGGAUAUUUCAUCCAAUUAGUGUUUUAAUCAAUGGCAUUUCCUUAGAAUGCUCAUUAGUCUUUCAGUUGUUAAUCUUCUGUUUUUUUAUCCUGUUAUUUUUGUGUACUAAAUAUUUCUGGUUGUUUUCAUUGUUUUCUCCUGUGAAGCCAUUGUGUUGCAUCCAUGUCUGAAAUGUGCUGUAUAAAUAAAGCUUGAUUUGAUUUCAACAAAUGAA
This is a messenger RNA of Salvelinus fontinalis (brook trout), 3955 nucleotides long. RefSeq names its product zinc finger protein 501-like. The transcript has 2 exons. The coding region runs from base 261 to 1736 and encodes 491 amino acids. The record is from RefSeq and is a predicted model, not a curated record. NCBI's taxonomy places the organism in Eukaryota, Metazoa, Chordata, Actinopteri, Salmoniformes, Salmonidae.